AUGGUCACCUCGAUACACAACUUUUUGACCGUUUCUCUCGGCCUGGCCGCCCUCGUAAGAGCGCAGUACGAUCCUGCGCUCGUAGGAACAUGGACAACCAAGUCGAAGAAAGUCCUGACAGGCCCAGGCUUCUACGACCCUGUCGCCGAUAGACUAAUCGAGCCCGAACUUGCUGGGAUUUCCUACUCCUUCACCAGCGACGGCUACUAUGAAGAGGCUUACUAUCGAGCCAUUCCAAAUCCAACAACACCACACUGCCCCUCCUCUAUCAUGCAGUGGCAGCACGGCACCUACUCCCUACCAGGAAAUGGCAGUCUAGUCCUACAACCCUUCGGCGUGGACGGCCGCCAAUUGACUUCUGCGCCCUGCUCCUACGACGAAUCAGUGUAUAUCCGCUACGAACAACCAGAGCUGAUGAAAUCGUACUCGGUGUACACGGACCCUUUCCACAACGUACCUCGUCUCAAUCUGUUCAAAUUCGACGGCUCCCCCAUACAGCCCAUGUACCUGGCUGCCUCACCGCCGCAGAUGCUGCCCACACAGACGUUGAAUCCGACGAGCGCACCCAGCGCCACUGGUAAGAGUCGCGUAAAGAGAAUGGAUGGAGGAGACGGUGAUGAGGCCCAGGAAAGGCUGGAACCCACGAACAAGAACGCUAUCAUCACACCUAAAGAACCUUAUAAUGCCGAUCGUUGGUGGUGGAUUGGUGUUGGAUUCACCGCGAUUGGGACUGUCAUGUAUAUGAUGCCCACGUCGUUGUAA
This is a messenger RNA of Rhinocladiella mackenziei CBS 650.93, 762 nucleotides long. RefSeq lists its product as uncharacterized. The transcript is spliced from 3 exons. Lineage: Eukaryota; Fungi; Ascomycota; Eurotiomycetes; Chaetothyriales; Herpotrichiellaceae. The record is from RefSeq and is a predicted model, not a curated record. Gene Ontology annotation, cellular component: endoplasmic reticulum; endoplasmic reticulum membrane. Gene Ontology annotation, biological process: 'de novo' protein folding. Bases 1 to 762 code for a protein of 253 amino acids.